This is a messenger RNA of Bactrocera oleae (olive fruit fly), 1769 nucleotides long. Its product is annotated as transmembrane protein 256 homolog. Gene Ontology annotation, cellular component: membrane. The record is from RefSeq and is a predicted model, not a curated record. NCBI's taxonomy places the organism in Eukaryota, Metazoa, Arthropoda, Insecta, Diptera, Tephritidae.
ACUGUUAUCCUUGUGUUUAAAUGAAACAAAAGUGUACUUUUGUUGUCGUGACAAAAAAACAGAAUGAAGGAAUAAAAAUAUCAAUUAUUGGCGUUAUUUAUUUAACAAUUAUAAUACCAAAUCUUCACAAGCACCCUGUGUCUUGUUCCCACACAUACCGUACAAAGAAGUGUAGUGAAUUUUCGCAAUAACAGACCGCGACAACAGCGGCUUAUCAAUUAGUUAUUUACUUCAAUAUUUGCCGACAUUGUAAACAAAAGAUACAAAGUCGUAACAAAAAAUGUCUUCAUUGGGAGAUUCUGUUGGUUAUCUAAUUUUUGGCAAUCCAAUUAGCCAAGCGCUAUUAUCGACUGCGGCGGGUGUAAUUAAAAGCACAGAAGCGCUUUUACCACGCAAAUUGCCGGCACCGAAGGCAAAUUUAUCUGCACCUCCACCGCCACCUGUGCGUUUACCAUUGUGGGAGUUGGCUGGCAGGCAAUAUAAUUUCGUACGUUUAGCAGGUUUAUGUGGCGCAAGUGCUGUUAUUAUGGGUGCAUAUGGCAAACAUAUUUUUGCAAAAUUCCCCAAUACUGAAGAUAAAACAGAGGCCAGGACGGUUUUUGAAACAGCUAAUCGUUUUCAUUUUCUUCAUUCAUUUGCACUUUUAGCGAUGCCGCUGGUGCGCAAACCGUUAUUGACUGGCUCCUUGAUGGCCGUGGGCACUAUACUGUUUAGCGGUGUACUCUACCAUCGCGCCCUGACUGGCAAUAGAACUUACAUACCGGUGGCAACAUGUGGUGGCUUUUGCCUUAUCAUGGCUUGGCUUUCGCUAAUGUUUUAAGGCUAUUUAUUGUUGAUUGACACCAUUAAUUUAUUGUCUUUUCUUGCAUAUACACUAGUAUGCAAACAAAAAAUGUAUAUUUUCCUUGCUACCCAUUCAGUUGUGGGCGGUGAGAAAUUUGUGCGAUUAAAGAAAAUCAAAAAAACAAAGAAAAAUAUGUAUAUUGCGCGCAUAUUGUUAAGAUUUUUUGAAUAACAUAUUUAUUUAUGAAACAAUUCUUUAAAAAAAAUCGUUUUAUUGUUAUUAUAACUACUAAUUUAUUUAUAUAACGCUCUAAAUUUUGCAACGCACACAAUAGUAUGGGUGCAUAGCGUAAAUUGCAUUAAUUUAGUUAUGGCUCAACAUCUUUGUUUUUCGAAUUCUUUGAGAUUAUAAUUGUCUAAUUAUUGCCAUAAUUGCUGCCUCUAAUUUCAUAUCCAAUUUGAAUUAAGUAAAUUAUAUAAAUGCAUUCUACAUUUUGUAAAUAUUUAUUAUAGCAUUAUAUUAUAUAUGUUAUGUAUCUAUGUAUAUUUAACGUUUAUAACUAGUACUGAUAUAAUCAGUGUUUACUGGAAGAAUCAAUGUCGUUAAUAGUUGUAAAUGAUUAUUAUAGCUAUGUAUGAAUUUUAAAUGCAUACUGAAAACUACAUAAUUUUCAUUGAUUUGCGGCUGCGCACACAUUACCAUUUCUGUAACAGUAAUAAAUCUACAAUACAACAUUAUAGAAACAACGUAUUUGUUAUUUGUGUACUAUAUAUGUGUUAUAUUACGUACAAAAAACUUCUCUGUUGCUAUGAUUUCAUAAAAAUUCUUUAUAAGUACUAUAUACAUAUAAUUUUAUGUAUGUAUGUGUGUAUUUAUGUUUAGAUAAUACACACGACUCUUAAAUUUAUAGAUGACACAAAAUGUUCUACUGCUGGUGUGUUGGUAAAAUAAAGCUUCUGCCUACUACUGGUAAAAACAUUUAAAA